Molecule: messenger RNA, 3050 nt
Organism: Frieseomelitta varia
Lineage: Eukaryota; Metazoa; Arthropoda; Insecta; Hymenoptera; Apidae
Product: piwi-like protein Siwi
Exons: 12
Coding region: 161-2962 (933 amino acids)
Biological process (GO): regulatory ncRNA-mediated gene silencing
Cellular component (GO): P granule
Molecular function (GO): piRNA binding; protein binding
Source: RefSeq, a predicted model, not a curated record
GACUUUCAACACGCAUGCGUGUGAUUUAACUUCGUUGGGUCAAAAUCAAAUAAUUCUCUUCAAAUGUGUAACUGGUAAUAUCAGGUUUAGACACGUGUAAAUUAACUUGUUUGACUGUUGAACAGUUUUCCAAAUUUCCUGUGCACCAGUUAAAUAAAUCAUGGCUGAUCGAGACCGGAACAAAGGUCGUGGCCAAGGAAGAGGUAAAAGGACAUCCGGGCAUUAUCAGGCACCUUCAGAACCACGUUCUCCUCCUUGGAGUCGUCCAGGUCCAUCAGCAGGUCCAUCAGCAGGUCCAUCAGCAGGUCCAUCAGCAGGUCCUUCAAGUCCUCCUUCAAGUCCUCCAUCAGGUUCUUUAUUAGGUCUUUCAUUAGAUCCUUUAGCAGGUCCUUCAUCAGGUCUUAUUCCUUCAUUAAAUCCUCAGUUACAACCAGGAUCAUCAAGAGCAUCAACAUCAAGAGCAUCAACAUCAAGAGCAUCAACAUCAAGAGCAUCAACAUCAGAACCUUCAACGGUGAGUGCUGGCAGAGCCACUCAAAGGGGCUUAGAUGCUAAGAAAGAAGAUGUACCAGGAUAUAGCCAAGGAAGUUCAGAAUCAGCGCAAGGAGGAGAAGCAGGAACGCAAUUGGGAAGAGGAGCUAUGCGUGGUAAACGCGCGAUAGUUCGGGAAAUAGUAACAAGACCACCUACUUUGCAAAACAAAAGAGGUACUUCUGGAGAGAGUGCGGUAAUGCAAGCAAACUAUUUUGCAUUACUAUCAACACCUGAUUGGUGUUUAUAUCAAUAUCGAGUUGAUUUUGCACCAGACGAAGAACGAACUGCGGUCCGUAAAGGAUUACUUAAACCUCAUAGAGGUCAAUUGGACUCAUUUGUUUUUGAUGGAACUAUUUUAUACUCUAGAACACGUAUGGCAGAUAUGGAAUUUUGGUCUCAACGACAAUCGGAUAAUACUAAUGUUAGAAUCACUAUACGUCUUGUUGGAGAUAUGAAGCGAGGCGAUCCACAUUAUAUUCAAUUUUUUAAUACAAUUAUGCGAAAAUGUCUGGUUGCAUUGAAACUUGAACUUGUAGGACGCGAUUACUUCGACGAACAAAAUAAAAUGGAGGUACCUCAUUAUAGACUAGAACUUUGGCCUGGUUAUCUCACAUCUAUAAGGCAACAUGAAAGCAAUAUUCUUAUGUGUUCUGAAGUUAUACACAAAGUCAUGCGCCAGCAAACUUUGUUAGAUAUAUUGAGGGGGUGUUACAAUAAAUAUAAGGACCAAUAUCAACCAUACUUUACAGAGCGAGUUGUUGGAUUAGUCGUACUUACUGAUUACAACAACCACACUUAUCGUAUAACGGAUGUAGAUUAUGAUGCAACCCCGAGUUCAACGUUUACAUUGAAAACCGGUGAUACAGUAUCGUACAGAGAUUAUUAUAAAGAAAAAUAUCAAAUUGAGAUUAGAAACGGUCAUCAACCAAUGCUUGUAACAAAAUCAAAAACGCGUGACCGUAAUGCUAUGCAAGCUCAAAUGGUGUACCUUGUUCCUGAAUUAUGUCGUGUAACAGGUAUAGAUCAGGAAAUGAGGGAGAAUUUCACUUUAAUGAGGGAUUUGGCAGACUAUACACGUGUAAACCCAGAGGCACGUAUAAGAAGGUUAAUAACUUUUAAUGAAAGACUUCGCUCGGAACCCGAAAUCUCAAAAGAAUUAAGUGACUGGAAUUUGAAACUUGACAAUAAAUUGGUUACUGUACCAGCACGUAUUUUGCCAUCAGAAAAAAUAUAUUUGGCCGGCAAGCGACCAGUUUCUACGGGUAAUUUUGCUGAUUGGACAAAAGAAUUGCAUAAUAAACCAUUAUUCAUAGUAACUCAGUUAAAACAGUGGACAUUAAUCUCCCCGCUACACAGUAAACGCUAUCUUAAGGAAUUCCUCCAAUAUCUUUCACAGUCUGCACUUGGAAUGGGUUGUCGAAUAGACAAACCAUAUGUUGUCUAUGUUGAUGACGAUCGAACCGGUACUUAUUCCAGUGCUCUGGAGCAUGAACUGAGUACUACUUGUCCUGAAUUAAUGUUUUGCGUAGUACCAAAUAAUCGAACCGAACGAUACAGCGCAAUAAAGAAAAAAUGUAUUUUGGAUAGGCCGAUACCUUCACAAGUUUUACUCCACAAGACUCUUACAAAUAGAAAUUUAAGAACGAUAGCUACGAAAGUAGCUAUUCAAAUAAAUUGCAAAUUGGGUGGUGCUCCAUGGAGUAUUGAUUUGGUAUCAAAGAACAUGAUGGUGAUCGGUUUUGACGUGUGUCACGACCCUGUCGAUAAAAGUAAUGAUUUUGGUGCAAUGGUUGCGUCAUUAAACGAAAAUUUAUCAAGAUUCUUUACUGUAGUAAACCCUCAUACUGGAGGAGAGGAACUUUCGACCUCUUUCGCGAAAAAUGUAGAAAAUGCUUUGAUAGCUUAUAGAGAAAGGAAUAAAGUUCUACCAUCGUACAUAGUCAUCUAUCGUGAUGGCGUUGGUGAGGGCCAAAUACCGCUAGUAUAUGAACAGGAAUUAUCACGUAUACAGGUUAAAUUAAAUACUAUUUACGGAGAAGCUUCCUUAGCAGUUAAAAUGGCAUUUGUGAUAGUUACAAAACGAAUUAAUACUCGAAUCUUCUAUAGAAAUGCAAAUCCUCCGCCGGGUACAGUUGUCGAUGAUGUUAUAACUAAUCCAUUAAAAUAUGACUUUUUUAUUGUAUCUCAAAGUGUCCGAAGAGGUACGGUGUCACCAUGUUCAUACAAUGUAAUUGCAGAUAGUACAGAGUGGAGACCUGAUCAUAUGCAAAGAUUGACAUAUAAGUUAUGUCAUAUGUAUUAUAAUUGGUCUGGUACUGUAAGAGUUCCUGCACCUUGUCAAUAUGCUCACAAACUUGCAUACUUAGUGGCACAAUAUUUACGUUGUUCACCAGAGAGAAAGAUGCGAGAUGUAUUAUACUUUUUAUAAUCUCUGUUGAUAUACGUCAUACUAUUAUUUCUUAAAGUACAAAUUAAGAUAUAUAAAUCAUAAACAAAAUAAUUUGAAGUUAUAUUUU